Messenger RNA from Cercopithifilaria johnstoni, 2316 nucleotides. Lineage: Eukaryota; Metazoa; Nematoda; Chromadorea; Rhabditida; Onchocercidae. The record is from the annotation of a GenBank genome assembly.
AUGGUUAUCCUUAUGAUAGCAUUUACAAUUAUUUCAUUGGCUUACCUCAUGUUUGAUACAGGAGCGUCAAAUAUCGAUCCCAUUAAAAAUCAGGAAGUUAAAAUUGAAUUUCAUACAUACGAAAUGAGGCCUUACGUUUCAGGUAUACGAGUUAUCAACAUACCAAGCAAAAGUAAUUUAAUAAGCUAUUCUGAAUCAGGUGCUACAAUAAUUUAUCCAGAUUCACGAGCACGUAUCGUAAUGUUUGGUUAUCAUCUUGAUAAAAUCGGUAUCAUAUCACUUACAACAGAUAAUUGCUUUAAUUCAGUGGUAAAUAUCUCACGUCCUGAAUUUCUCAUUCAAACCACCAAACGACUUGAUUUUGUUGCAUAUUUCGCUGAAUCAGAUGAACCAUAUCAUAUUUGCUAUAAGGAACGAAUGAGCAGGAAGGAAUCAAGCGAAGAGGAAGAAGAUAUGAUUAUGAUUGAUGAAUCGCGUAAUUCAAUAGUAACGGAAACACCAACUCAUAUAUAUUAUCUACCACUGUACCUGCAGAUCAGUAUUAUUUUAAUGCUCUUUUGUCUGUCUGCUUUAUUUUCAGGCCUUAAUUUGGGCCUUAUGGCUCUUUCACCUCAUGAAUUGAUGCUUAUACAAAAAUGUGGCUCAAAAACGGAACGGAAAUAUGCCGAAAUUAUAUUACCGGUACGAAAAUCGGGUAAUUAUCUUUUAUGUACAAUAUUAAUUAUGAAUGUCGUGGUGAAUGCAGCUAUUUCAAUACUCUUCGAGGAUAUGACCAGUGGAAUGGUUGCAUUCAUUAUUUCAUCAAUUGGAAUUGUUAUCAUUGGUGAAAUCAUCCCACAGAGUAUCUGUGUUAAGAAAGGUUUAGCAGUUGGCGCAUAUACAAUUUGGUUAACGCGAUUGUUUAUGAUUCUUACAUUUCCGUUAGCAUUUCCGAUUAGCAAAAUUUUGGAUGUUUUCUUGGGUGAAGAUACUCCAGUAUAUAAUCGAUUCAAGUUGAUAAAUUUAAUGAAAAUGACUGCAUGCGAGGAGAAUCAAGAAUUAGCAGCUGAUCUGAAAAUAGCUGUUGGUGCUAUGGAAAUAAGCGAGAAGACAGUUGCUGAUGUACUGACUAAAAUUGAGGACGUAUUUAUGCUAUCUGAAGAAACGGUUAUCAGCGCUGCAACAGUUGUCGAAAUUAUGAGACAUGGCUAUUCCAGAAUACCAAUCUAUGCAGGUGAUGAUCGAAACAAUAUCAAAGCUCUUCUGAUGGUGAAAGAUUUGGCUCUAAUCGAUCCUGGUGAUAAUUUCACCGUCAAAACAGUUUGCGAAUUUCAUCAUUAUCCGUUACGAUUUGUUGAUGCAAAUAAGCCAUUGCAUUCAAUGCUUGAUGAAUUCAAAACAGGUAAUUAUCAUUUGGCUGUUGUUGAAAAUGUUCACACUUUGUAUGAUCGUAAAAUGAGUCGACAAACAAAGGAUCUAAUUGGUAUUGUGACACUAGAAGAUAUUGUGGAAGAGAUUUUGCAAUCGGAAAUCAUUGAUGAGAGUGAUUCGGUUGUCGAUAAUAUAUAUAGAUCAAAAAGGAAACGUGUUAAGGAACCAGCUUUCACUAAACUUUUAACGAGUGAAGAGUAUAGCAAAGAAUUAUCGGUGCAUAUGGAACAAAUGACAAUACAUUUUCUACAAGAACAUCAUGUGCUUUUCACUGAUAAAUAUGUUGAACGGCGAGCUUUAGCUCAUUUGCUUAAGCGUAGUAUCAGACAGAUUGAUAUGUCGUAUUCACCACAAAUAACCGGUUAUACAGCAAAGCAACGUGAAACAGUACCCAUAUAUUGCACGAAUAAACCAGCAUUUCGUUUCGUUGUAAUUCUGGAAGGUCGUGCUACUGUUAAAUUGAAAAAUAUGGAGUUUGAAACUGGUCCUUGGACAUCGUUUGGAAAUGAAAUUUUAGACCAGUUAGAAGAACUUAUCGAAAGUAAUUUGAUAAACGAUGAAAGUGAAUUUAUUUUAUCAGAUUCAAAAUUGGCGCUAAUCAAUUCAAUUCAAUUCAAUCCGGAUUUCGAUCUUUUUGUGACAGAUUUUUGCCGAUUUUUAAAUCUCACCUUAUCUUCCUAUAUAAAUGCGAUGAAAGUGACUAAAAUCGCUCGUGCGGCACGGAAUAAACGAAGCUCUAUUGGGUCAAUGCCCAAAACUUCAUUGUGUUAUGGAAGUCCAUCACAAUCGUGGCUUUUGUCCGAUACGCUUAUCAAACAAGAGAAUUCAAAAUCAAAUUUACAAUCAAAUUCAAAAAGAUUGAUCGUAAAGCGUCGUUCAAACAGCGAUUUCGGACGUCAAUACUGA